Messenger RNA from Cucurbita moschata (crookneck pumpkin), 1009 nucleotides. Its product is annotated as putative elongation of fatty acids protein DDB_G0272012. The coding region runs from base 88 to 900 and encodes 270 amino acids. Gene Ontology annotation, biological process: sphingolipid biosynthetic process; very long-chain fatty acid biosynthetic process; fatty acid elongation, polyunsaturated fatty acid. Lineage: Eukaryota; Viridiplantae; Streptophyta; Magnoliopsida; Cucurbitales; Cucurbitaceae. The transcript has a single exon. Gene Ontology annotation, cellular component: endoplasmic reticulum membrane. Gene Ontology annotation, molecular function: fatty acid elongase activity. The record is from RefSeq and is a predicted model, not a curated record.
AAUUUUUUCUCAAACAAUAGAGAGCUAGAGAUCACAACAAUUCCUCUUUGUUGUUGUGUGUUGUUGUGUUGUGUGCGUGAUUCGAGAAUGAGUCUCAAUAUUUUCAACGAUCUCCAUUACUGGUUGGUCGAUCACCCGAAUAUCCUCAACUUCUCGUGGUCUCGGGGUCAAACUCUAGGCUCAUCCCCACUUUUCCUCACCAUCACCGUCCUCUUGUACCUCUCGCUUACCUUCCUUCUCUCCAACCUCACCGUCCCCAACCUCCGCUCGGACAUUCUCAAGCGAAUCUCCGUCGUUCAUAAUCUCAUCCUCCUCGCCCUCUCCUUCACAAUGGCCCUUGGCUGCACACUUGCAACGUUCUCCCACGCCCCUCACGUUCACUACAUUCUUUGCCUCCCACCCAACACCCCAUCACGAGGGCCGCUCUUCUUCUGGGCCUAUAUCUUCUACCUCUCGAAGAUCGUCGAGUUCAUCGACACAUUCUUAAUCAUACUCAGCGGCUCGAUCAAACGCUUGACAUUCCUUCACGUCUAUCACCACGCCACCGUAGUGAUCAUGUGUUACCUAUGGCUGCAUUCGUCGCAGUCUUUGUUCCCAUUGGUUCUCGUCACGAACUCGUCGGUUCACGUGCUCAUGUACACGUAUUACUUGUCGUGUGCACUCGGGGUGCGCCCGAGAUGGAAGAGGAUCGUGACGGAGUGUCAAAUCGUGCAGUUUCAGUUCAGCUUUGUAGUGUUGGCUUUGAUGCUUUAUUUUCAUGCCACUGAUAAGGGCUCAGGCUGCGCUGGCGUGUGGGGCUGGUGCUUCAAUGUUGCAUUUUAUUCGACACUGCUGGCUUUGUUCUCUGAUUUUCAUGCUAAGAACUACGGCGGCAAGACGGCGGCUAAAAAAUUGGCUUGAUGAUGCGAUGAUAUGAACAUUCAAGAUAUUUGAUUAGUGAUUAAUUAAUUAAUAUGUUCAACUAAUAUUGCAUGGUGGUGAAGGGUGAUGUUCUUUGAUGCUAAAUAUA